AUGGCGGUCCACCUCGCCCGCCGCGACGUCGAACGUCGCAACGACGUCGCGCUCCGGAAUCUCGAUGUCGACGUGGAGGCCACUCACAACGAACCCGCCGAUCCGCGUCCACGCACCGCAACCACGAUGACCACCGCGACUUCGGACCAACACCAGCGAAGCGCCACCGCUGCAUCGGAUCGGUCUCGCGCUGGAGAUAGAUUUCCAGCGGCAGGGUCAGCGUCCACCGAAUUCCCCAUCACGCGAGCGAAAGCCAGAACUGCCCCUGACACCAGACCGGGAAAGCACCAGCGGCAGGAGUCACCCGGCGAAGCACGGUGGUCGGGCGGGCUCGAGCGUCGAGGCAACGGCCUCGUUAUCUUGUACCCGCAGUGCGUAGCGCAACCGACGUCUGCGCCAGGACCACCGCAGUUGUCGAGAAUGCUAUCUGGAUGCCGAGCACUUCCAGCUGCUCACCGAUCAACCGCUUUGCGCCCGAACGUUGUACAGCAACGCGAUACCGCCCACCACGGGCGGCAGAACCAGCAGGGCAGACCUCAGCGAUCGAAGAACGGACAGUCCCCGAAAAUGACUGCGCGCCAAUACCGCGGCCGCAUCGGUACCCCGAACAGGAUGCACAGCAGCGUACUCAUUGCCGCUGUCUUCAAACUCAGCGGAUUUCAACGCGGCAACCGACGAUUCGGAAGUCACGAGUUCCCAAGUAUUGCGACCACUGCACGGUGGCCAGCAUCGCCGCCAAAGGGCGCGAUGACAACCGCUCCGCCGAUCAGCGCCCGGAAGGUAAAUCCAUACCCUGGCAGCCGAGCGGAGCCCGGACUGCCGGUCUUAGGUGUGUCACGGGGCAGCGAAUCCCGCGUCACUCAGAACUGCACCAGGCCCUUAGGCCCCUUCACGAGAUCGACGAAUUUGGUUGCCGUUCCCGAAUUCUUCGAGAUCCUUCAGCACCGCAAUCUGGUACAGGAU
Molecule: messenger RNA, 963 nt
Organism: Mesorhabditis spiculigera
Lineage: Eukaryota; Metazoa; Nematoda; Chromadorea; Rhabditida; Rhabditidae
Source: the annotation of a GenBank genome assembly